CCAGGGUUCUUACUAAACUACGCUAGGCUUCGCCGUCACUCCCGGAAAAAGUGGGCUAGGCUCCAUUUUAAACUAUUGCCUUUACUCUGAAUUGGACCUCUGCAUAGAAUUAGCAGAAUAUCAGAAUAAAUAAUACAGGUGAUAGACUGUUGGAGAAGUAAAGAAUAAUGUGGGAUGGACCUGGGCAAGGACCACGAGGGGGGCCACCCUUUCGUGGUGAUCGUCGUGGAGAUAUGUUUGGGGGCAGAGAUGGUCCCAUGCCUGAGUUUAGAGGUAGGGAUGGCAUGAACAUGGGUCCAAUGGGUAAUAUGGGCCAAAGACCGCACGAUGUACCACCUAUGGACAUGCGGAGGUUGGAUGGGCCUAACACAAGAGGGCGAGGGAGUGAAAUGGAAACGCAUGAAAUGCGUGGUAGAGGUCCAAACCGCGAUUCAUUCAGACCCGGCGAAGAACCCAACUUCAACAUGAGGAGGCAGGGGGAGGAAACUAUCCAAGACAAGCUUUUAAAUCAAACAAACUUUGGGGGUAGGAACUCUCCCAACAUGGAAGGGAGAGGUAUGCCAUCACGGGAGCAAAAUAACAGGUUCAUGGAUAUGAGGGACAGGGACAUGAGAGACAGGGAUAUGUUCCCUGGAGACAUGUCCAGGUUCAACAAUCAAAACAUGGAUGGCAGGAGGUCCUUUCCUAUGGACCGGAUGGAGAGGAACGAUGGCUUUAGGGACAUGCGUGACAGGCCUCCGGAGGGCAUGGAUGACGUGGACGGCUGUCGCCUGGACCUGCCACCUCGUGAGAGGAGGAUGAUGGAGUUCGAUAGAAGAGGGGGACCUCCCUUCCAGUCUAGAGGAGGAUUUGAUUCAGAUAUGGACUUCAGGAGUCGUCCCGGACCGGAGAACGACUUUAGGGGUAGGGAUCGAUCUCCGUUGCGUUUUGGGAACAAUAAUGAUCGGGAGAGAUCAAGGUCCGACAUGCCCCCGGAUGUUGGAAACCCUCAACGACGGGGUUUGAGGGGACCAGAAGAUUCACGUGGAGAGGGGGAAUUUUUGGAUGGUUCACUCAUGGACUAUAGAAGUGGUGAAGAAAUGACUCUCGCUGAAGAAUGGAAGAACCGUAACAAGCAGAAAAGCACAUCAUUUCCCAACGCAAGUAAAGGAUUAGAGGGCUUGACAGACAAACCAGGACCUUUAGCUUUUGGUAGAGAGGGAAUCUUGCCAGUUCCCUCAGCAUUUAAAGGCCGUGAUAGGCCAUUAUUGGAAUUCCCUGGAAAAGACAUUGGCUUCUCCCGUGGCGGCCCCUUUGGGGCCAUGAAUCUCCCAGCAGUGGGCAUUAAACCACCACUCAACCUUCCUUUCCCAGGAAUGGGUCCACCUCAGGGGCCGCUUACUGUAGAGAACAAGGGCAAGCCAUGGCUCGAUAUAAAAGAUCCCAAGCUGCCUCCAAGUACAUCAAUUCUUCUUCAAAGACCCACUUACAAUCAAGAGAAAAAUCUGCCACCCCCGGGUUUUAAGGGGCAGAGUGAUUGUUAUCCAGGAACAAAUAAUACCCCACAUAACCAGGGACCUGUGGUCAGCAAGAUUGCGACAGAAUUUCAAAGUAGCAAUGCAGCACAGGGCCGAGACCAGGACUACAGGGACAUCGAUUAUAGAACAGGAUCCACAAGACCCUUUGAUUUUAAACAUGAGGACUUUCAGAGACCUGACAAACUUCUGAAAGAGACCAAACCCAACCCUCCUUCAAAGUUUAGUGACUCUGGCUCUCAGGAUCAAGAUUACAGGAGUGCAUCAAUGGAGGACAAAGUUUCCAAUACGAUAUCCAUAGUUGGCAUCCCAAAGACUGCCACAAUGGAGCAGAUUCUUGGUGCCUUUGUUGUUCGCGAUGGAGUGUCCAUGCAGGGGAUGAAAAUAAAAAGUGUUGUUCCAGGUUACAGCUACGAUACGGCCUAUGUGGAGUUUUUAAACCUCGAGGAUGCAGUCCACUUCAUGGAGUCGAACAAGGGUUCCCUCAAAGUCGGCCAUAAAACAGCUUCCAUGAAAUACGUCCAACCAGAAAAGAAUCCCUUCGCUUUCGAACCGACUCCCAGCGCACCCCAGGUCCAGAAGCCGCUGCUGCCCAUUCCAGACGUGCCAGUCAAAGACGUGCCAAAGCCCGGCCUGAAUGGCUCCAAGGGGGACGGCCUCAUGGAGCCCCCCCAGCCCGCGGCCCAGUGGCAGCGGAGCUCGGACAUGACCCCGGAGGCCUGGCAGCAGCAGGUGGACCAGCAGCAGCAGCAGGACAACCAGCAGCAGGCCGAGCCCUGGGCCAACCGCAACCCGCCCCGCCAGGGCCCGCACAACUCUGAUCCCAUCUUCAAAGAGAGCAAGACCAUGAUCAUCAAGAACGUGAAGCCCACCACCACAGUGGAGACCAUCCUGAAGUGCCUUGAUCCCUUUGCCUAUCUGGAUGAGAAGAACGUCCGUCUGGUCAAGGGCAAAACACCAGGCGCCAAAUGUUUCUGCUUCGUGGACAUGGACUCCCACGAGCAAGUGACCCGUCUGGUGGACCUGCUGACGAAGCCCCGGCCCCUCUCCAUUGAUGGCGUCAGAGUUUACGCCGAGGUCGCCAAACCCCUCAAGAACCAGAAUUUCAGACGAGACGAUAAGCCGGAGACGUCACUCUUGGGCUACCCCCCACCUGACGCCAACAUGACAGCGCAGCAACAACAGUUCUUACAGACUCUGCAGUUCCCACAGUCGCUGCCCCCGCUGCCAGUCAGUGGUGGGUUACAAGUUCCUGGAAAUAUGUUGGCUGGCGGUCUACAUCCCCUGUUGCCAAUGGACUCCAGUUAUAACCAGGCAGUGGGCUAUGGUGCAACGCCGGCCCUGGAUGCCUCGUACCAGGCUGCAGGGCUCCAGGCUGCUGGCCUCCAGGUCGGGGGGCUCCAGGCUGCUGGGCUCCAGGGCUGUGGGACUCCAGGCUGCAGGACUCCAGGCUGCGGCAUGCCAUCUACCCUGGAUGGCUCAGAGAACUAUGUUUAUGGUUCUGAAGCUCCGGACGUAUCUAAUUACCUCUAUGACGCGACUUCAGGAUUCUACUAUGAUCCUGAAACCACGCUCUACUACGACCCCGGCUCCAGGUACUUCUACAACGCCCAGACGCAGGAGUACCUGUACUGGGACGCCAAUACCAAGACCUACAUCCCAGUGCCGGGCGGCACGCCGGCCCCCGCCACAGAGACCCAGUCUGUCGCCAUGACGGCGGAGGUCCAGGCCAUCCUGUCCAACCCGGCCGCCGACGCCCCCCUGGAGAUGAAGAAGCCGUCGGAGCAGGCCGUCGCCCCGCCCGAGGUCCCCGACCCGGACCCCUCCCCGGCCCCAGCGGUGGCGGCGGCGGCGGCCCCGGGCCCCAGCGCCACCGGCACUAGCCCCACGCUCACCGCCGAGGAGGAGUCCGCCAGGCGGGAGAAGGAGGGCAAGGAGGAGAAGCCCCGGAGCCUGGCCGCAGUCAAGAUCAUGAAGGACAUGGAGCGCUGGGCGAAGAUCCAGAACCGUCAGAAGGACAGCGUCCGCGCAGCGUCCCCCGUGCUGAGGAUGGGGGCACACGACGACCGCAGGUCGUCCAAGGCGGCCGACGCUGGCUUCGCCGUCUUCGAGAGGAAGGGCUCUGCUGGGGACGAUCUGUUCAAGAAGCCUCUCGCUCCAGCAAAGAAGGACGAGAAGCUGAAGCGGCCCAUGGGAUCCCUGGGCCUGCUCGCGUCCGACUACGGCGCCGGCAGCGACGAGGAGGUGGAGGAGGAGAAGACGGAGGCUCCGAGGAACCUCAAGAGCCAGGCUGAGGACAAGGAGGACAAGCUGACGGACUGGAAGAAGUUGGCCUGCCUGCUGUGCAGGAGACAGUUCCCCAACAAGGACGCUCUGAUCCGCCACCAGCAGCUCUCUGACCUCCACAAGCAAAAUAUGGAGAUCCAUCUCAAGAUCAAGAGGUCCAAGAGGGAGCUGGAGGCACUGGAGAACCAGGAGAAGGAACUGAGCGCUAAAGAGACAGUCACGGUCACAGUCCCGCUGCGGUCGCCGGAGCCCAAGAAGAAGAAACACACGCACCACCACAACGCCUGGGCCGGAGGCUCCAGGGAAACGCACAAAGGCAGCGACCGACCGGGUUUAGGCUGUGAACCCGUAGAGAGGAAAAAGAAGGAGCCCGUGGUCUGGGACCACGCGACCUACAAGCAAGCGGUGCGAAAGGCCAUGUUUGCCCGCUUCAAGGAGCUCGAUUGACCCGGCUUUGCGUCACCCAUUAUCGUCCGUGUUUGAUUAAUGUGAAGCGUUUGGUCUAAAUGACUUGCCAGAUUUGUCUCGGUGGGGGUAGGAAUACUGCCUCCCCCACUGUGUUUACUGCCUCUCUGCCUUGGUCCUUCUAUAGAGCCGUGACUGUAGGAAAUGAUAUCAAGGGGAAACACUAUGUAAAUAAGCCCUGUUUCACACUAACUGUACUGACCGGAGGUGGCUGGAGAGUGAUAUCCGUUGAUCCGGUUUGUUUUUAUGAAAGACAGUGCAUCAAUAGUUACAAGUUGUGGUUUUUCCCACCCAUAUUAUGGAUAACUGAUAUUUGGUGUCCUAAUAAGUGUCAUUGUGACUCCUUUACUACACAUUCAUUUUAUUUUGAAUACUGCUUAACGUUUGUCUUUUAAUUUUGUUUUAUGUAUACACAAUUUUUUAGUAAAAACCUAAGUUAAUUAGA
Gadus morhua (Atlantic cod) is the source of this 4710-nucleotide messenger RNA. It is a transcript of the gene rbm6, whose product is annotated as RNA binding motif protein 6. Gene Ontology annotation, cellular component: nucleus. Gene Ontology annotation, molecular function: RNA binding. The record is from RefSeq and is a predicted model, not a curated record. Gene Ontology annotation, biological process: mRNA splicing, via spliceosome. NCBI's taxonomy places the organism in Eukaryota, Metazoa, Chordata, Actinopteri, Gadiformes, Gadidae.